Molecule: messenger RNA, 1350 nt
Organism: Colossoma macropomum (tambaqui)
Lineage: Eukaryota; Metazoa; Chordata; Actinopteri; Characiformes; Serrasalmidae
Product: epoxide hydrolase 1-like
Exons: 8
Coding region: 1-1350 (449 amino acids)
Biological process (GO): epoxide metabolic process; arachidonate metabolic process
Molecular function (GO): epoxide hydrolase activity
Source: RefSeq, a predicted model, not a curated record
AUGGCAGCUGGUGGUCCCAAUGCAAGCCAAGUAGGCCGAGUGGGAGGCCAGAGGAGAGCGAAUUCCAUUGCCAUGGGCGACGGAUGGUGGAGUAGAGAGAAGAGACCAGCAGCCAAUGACCCUCCUAUUCAACCUUUUAUGGUGGAAACCUCUGAUGAGGAGAUACAGGACCUCCACGCGAGGCUGGACAAGGCCCGACUCUCUCCUCCUCUGGAGGACUCCCGCUUCCACUAUGGCUUCAAUCCCUUGUACCUCAGGAAAGUGAUCUCCUACUGGAGGCACCAGUUUGACUGGGAGAAGCAAGUUAACGUCCUGAACCGCUACCCACACUUCAAAACGAAAAUCGAAGGCUUAAAUGUACACUUUGUCCACUGUAAGCCCUUUGGUGCUGCUGCUGGCCAGCUUGGGAAACCCCUGAUGCUGCUGCAUGGCUGGCCUGGUUCUUUUUACGAGUUUUAUUGGAUGCUGCCACUCCUGCUGACCAAUCAGGACGACCUGGUCUUCGAAGUCAUCUGCCCCUCUAUUCCUGGCUAUGGCUACUCUGAUGCCCCAGAGCUUGAAGGAUUCAACACUCUGGAUGCAGCUCGAGUCUUUCUGAAGCUGAUGGAGCGUCUGGGCUAUUCCGAGUUCUACCUGCAGGGUGGCGACUGGGGCUCCAUCAUCGCCACCAACAUGGCUCAAAUGAAACCGGACUGUGUGAAGGGCCUCCAUCUCAACAUGUUUCCCGUUACCAAUGGAAACCUGGUCGUGCUGCUGUCUCUGCUAUUGGGCUCCCACUUCCCCUCUCUGGUGGGCUUCAGCCAGGAGGAUGUCAACCGCCUCUACCCCUACAUACAGAAGAAUGUCUUCUCCAUGCUGAGGGAGACCGGCUACCUGCACAUCCAGGCCACAAAACCAGACACAGCGGGCUGUGGGUUGAAUGACUCUCCUGUUGGCUUGGCUGCUUACAUACUGGAGAAGUUUUCCAGCUGGACUGACCCUCAGAAUGUACAUCAUCAUGAUGGAGGACUUGAGAGGAAAUUCUGCCUUGAUGACCUCCUCACUAAUGUCAUGAUCUAUUGGACUACGGGUUCCAUAGUGUCUUCAAUGCGCUUUUACAAAGAGAACUUCAAAGGAAGCCUUUGGAAAAGGGAGGACGCCAGGACAGGUGUAUACGUGCCCACUGGGCUGGCCGCCUUCCCAGAGGACCUGCUCCAUUGCCCACCCCUGUGGGCUCGGCAGAAAUACAAGAACAUUGUGUCCUACUCAUACAUGCCCCGUGGAGGACACUUCGCUGCCAUGGAGGAGCCGCAGCUCCUGGCUGAUGAUAUCCGGCAGUUUGUGGCUAAAGUGGAGGCUCUGAAGAAAUAG